UAGGAAGAGGAAGUUCGUAAAAUAAUAAUCAUAGUAUUAAUUAACUGUAGUGUUGUAAUGUGUAUUUUGUACUAUUAAGUUUAAUUUGAUUGCCGGCGAAGUACAUUAUUGCAUAAAUAAUAAUAAGAUUCCCAAGGGUGACUUCAUAAUUUUAACUGCUAAAUUAAAAUUACUACUCGAUCUACUUGCAGCUUAGUAAAGUGUACAGAUAUUUGACAUUCUAAAGCGACCAUGUACAUCCGAGGUUGUUUUUGGUGAAGAAUGGCCAAGGUGCCCCGAAUGUACAUACUGUGUUCGGAAUACAGCUAACUGUAUUUUGCUGAACGGAACGUAACAAGGACUGUAACACAAAACGGGGAAUGUUUGUCUUAGGGAAAAUAACUCAUACACUGUAGUUUUCAUGUUGGUCCCUUAACUCACUUAUUAAUGCGUGUUGAGUCAAUACAUAUAUACAGUUUAUUGGAAAAUAAUGGCGUUCAAACAAUAAGUCUUACUUCAAGAAUUACUGGAUAGUUUCAACAUACUUUAAACCGGAACCAGUCCAUCAGUGAAUUGAUGAAUUUAAGUGCACCCUAAGUCCCGUGUUGCUGUUUUAAGUGUGCUUUGUACGGACAAGUUACGGAUGUUAUUUAUUAACGUGUGUAUACUGCAUUCAUCUUAAUUGCGGAAGUUUAAUGUUAACAUUACUAUUUUUACAUUUAAGCCUACGUUUAAAUACAUGAUUUAAUACAGUGAACAUUGGACUUUCGAUUUAGUCAAAAUCAAUGAAUGUUCAUUUUAAUUGUUCAACAUGGAAGUUCUAGUCGACAGCUGCAUAGAUUUUAUACCAACCCACACAUUCGCUCUUCUCGUUAUAUCAUGUUCCUCUUCCAUAUUUGGAUCAGUUAUAAUAUUUUGGACUUACUGGAAAAUUCCAGCGAUAAGAAACUUUUCAAGAAAACUUCUUCUCUUUCUCACCGUUGCCGACCUGCUCACUGCAAUCGGAAACUUGAUCGGUGGUAUACGUUACUUUGCAUUGGAAUAUUCGGAAAACCCAUGCAAGCGUCUUCAGAAGUCAGACAGCGUCUGUGUCGCCCAGAGUUUUAUCACGACUUUCUCCAGCAUGGCAUCGUUCUUCUGGACGGUUGCUAUUGCAGGAUACAUUGUCUUGCAGCUAACUGUGCGCUCAGUGGGAACACGUUCAAAAAGAGCUUUGGUUGUUUACAACCUCAUAUGUUGGGGGUUUCCAGGCUACAUCACUGUGUUAGCCCUGUGUCUGGGUGUGCUAGGCCAAGACAACUCUGUAGGGACGGGAGGGUGGUGCUGGAUCACGAGUGCUAUCACGUACGACCAGCAGAACUUCUGGAUGUUUGUCAGCGGUAAAGCAUGGGAGAUAACGUGCUACAUAUUGACAACCCUCCUCUACAUGGUUACGAAAAUGAUCCUGUGCAAAAGGGCUCAGCACACAGCGUACAUAUACAGCUGGAUCAAAGAGGAGGAAGAAGACUUCAGGCUUGAAGAUCGUAAUUUUAUCUUCGUUCCCUUCAUUUUGUAUUUACUGCGGUUAUGGGGAACGAUUCGCUUUGUCAUCGCUUUGGCGAAGAAAGAAGGUGGUUCGAACCAGUUGAAUAUGGCUCAAAAAGUUUUAAUGGAUUUGCAAAGUGUUGGCGACAGUUGGCAGGGUUUCUGGAAUUUUGUGUUAUUUUGUGUCGUAGAUAAUACAGUGCGGGACUACUUGUAUCGCGUGGUAACUGAUAACAGGUGUUGCAGAAAGGAAACACACGUGGAUGUGCAAACUGAGAGAUCUCCCAUUUUGAGUCGUGCCGAACAAAAUGCGGGAACAUUAGUUGUGUAAAGGUGUGAGCUUUUCACGUAUUUAGAUAUAAUAAGACACGAAAUGAUGUCUGGGUAAAUUUGUCAACAUUGAACGUUAGUUGUGUUUUGUGAUACUGAUAAAAAAUUAAUAAUAAUAUCGCUAUUUUAUCGUUUUUGCCACGUUUAGUUGUGGUUCAUACCUUACUCCUAACUAUACACAUGUUGACAAAAUGAUUUCGUAUUUAUUUCAUGUUUAUGAUAUAUAAAUAUUCUCAUUUUUGCCAUCGAGUGUAUUUGUAUUUGUGUAUUGUGCAGUUUAUUAAUUGCAUAAUGUAUCACAACUUUGACUUGACUUGCAUUAGGAUGUGACCAAUGAACACAAGUUGUGUGAACGAUAAACAUCAGCUGUGUAGAAGUGUACAAUAUGAACUUUGUUUUAUGACAGUACCAGGACGUAUGUACAUACUCGUUGCUAUAUAACUAUAUAGUUAGCAAUGCUGUGUAUAAUAAUUUUAUUAUUUUUAUGACUGACACCUAAAUUGUGAAUUCAAAACCAAUUAUAUUUUGCAUAGGAUCGCCGUAUAAAAUUGAGAAAGAAUGAAUGAGAUAAACUUUUCAGAUAUUGCAAAAUGGCUGUGAUUGCCUGCUUACGAGACAUGAUACAUCGCAAAAAUGAAAAUAUCCCUUUUUCCUCCACGCGGUUCUUUUUCGCUGACGAUGAUACAUAUACAAAACAAUAUUAUAGAUAUAUAUGUGUUUGAAAUAAUUUGGAAAUAAAAUAAAAGUCCAUAUUCUUACACACAAAGUGAUACAUACUAUGACACAAAGACCAUUGCUUCCAAACAAAUAAAAUCCAUUCAGGAGAGCCCGGCCAUUUUUUUAUAAAACAUCUCAACUUCCAUAUGGUUUUAUUUUAACAUACAUUUGUUUCAUUAAACAUCAAUGCUCCCCAUAAUAAUUGCACUUAGCGUCAAAAUGAAUCACUCAUAUUUUCAAUACAGAUGUUGUUUGAAUUGUUAUUAGUUUUAUACUGUUAGUGUGUGCUUUAAAACUUGUUUCGCCCAAAACAGGACACGUAACUCUAGCGCUGUCAAUGGUGUCUUGCUUAACGGUGAGUCUGGUCCAUGUUUAAAAGCCCAUAUGCAACGCUCUAGAGUAACAUUUACCAGCUGAGUGUGCAAGAAUGAAGGUGGGACAGAAAUAUUAAGGUUAAUUUCUUCUUUAAAUGCCAAAACCUCGAAGUUGUGAAAUUGAUAUUUCAGAAAUUAAACUCCUUCUUGAAUUAA
Molecule: messenger RNA, 3080 nt
Organism: Mya arenaria
Lineage: Eukaryota; Metazoa; Mollusca; Bivalvia; Myida; Myidae
Product: G-protein coupled receptor 157-like
Exons: 3
Coding region: 791-1834 (347 amino acids)
Biological process (GO): cell surface receptor signaling pathway; adenylate cyclase-activating G protein-coupled receptor signaling pathway
Cellular component (GO): plasma membrane
Molecular function (GO): G protein-coupled receptor activity
Source: RefSeq, a predicted model, not a curated record